AUGAAGCUCUCCCUGGUGGCCGUGAUGCUGCUGCUGCUCAGCGCGGCGCGGGCCAAGGACAAGGACCUGGGCACGGUGGUCGCCAUCCACCUGGGGACAACCUACCCCUGUGUCGGCGUGUUCAAGAACGGCCGCUUGGAGAUCAUUGCCAACGAUCAGGGCAACCGCAUCAUGCCGUCCCAUGUGGCCUUCACUCCUGAAGGGGAAUGUCUGAUCAGCGAUGCAGCCAAGAACCAGCUCACCUCCAACCGCGAGAACACGGUCUUUGACGCCAAGCGGCUCAUCGGCCGCAGGUGGCACGACCUGUCUGUGCAGCAGGACAUCAAGUUCUUGCCAUUCAAGGUGGUGGAAAAGAAAACUAAACCAUACAUUCAAAUUGAUGUUGGAGGUGGGCAAACAAAGACAUUUACUCCUGAAGAAAUUUCUGCAAUGGUUCUCACUAAAAUGAAAGAAAACGCUGAGGCUUAUUUGGGAAAGAAGGUUAUCCAUGCAGUUGUUACUGUACCAGCCUAUUUCAAUGAUGCCCAAUGCCAAGCAACCAAGGACGCUGGAACUAUUGCUGACCUACAUGUUAUGAGGAUCAUCAAUGAGCCUACAGCAGCUGCUAUUGCUUAUGGCCUGGAUAAGAGGGAGGGGGAGAAGAACAUCCUGGUGUUUGACCUGGAUGGUGGAACCUUCGAUGUGUCUCUUCUCACCAUUGACAAUGGUGUCUUCAAAGUUGUGGCCACUAAUGGAGAUACUCAUCUGGGUGGAGAAGACUUUGACCAGCGUGUCAUGGAACACUUCAUCAAACUGUACAAAAAGAAGACUGGCAAAGAUGUCAGGAGAGACAAUAGAGCUGUGCAGAAACUCCCGCGCAAGGUAGAAAAGGCCAAACGGGCCCUGUCUCCUCAACAUCAAGCAAGCAAUAUUGAAAUUGAGUCCUUCUAUGAAGGAGAAGACUUUUCUGAGACGCUGACUUGGGCCAAAUUUGAAGAGCUCAUGGAUCUGUUCCAGUCUACUAUGAAGCCUAUCCAGAAAGUGUUGGAAGACUCUGAUUUGAAGAAGUCUGACAUUGAUGAAACUGUUCUUGUUGGUGGCUUUACUCAAAUUCCAAAGAUUCAGCAACUGGUUAAAGAGUUCUUCAAUGGCAAGGAACCAUCCCAUGGCAUAAGCCCAUAUGAAGCUGUAGCAUAUGGUGCUGCUGUCCAGGCUGGUGUGCUCUCUGGUGAUCAAGAUACAGGUGACCUGGUACUGCUUGAUAUAUGUCCCCUUACACUUGGUAUUGAAACUGUGGGGGGUGUCAUGACCAAACUGAUUCCAAGAAACACAGUGGUGCCAACCAAGAAGUCUCAGAUCUUUUCUACAGCUUCUGAUAAUCAACCAACUGUUACAAUCAGGGUCUAUGAAGGUGAAAAACCCCUGACAAAAGACAGUCAUCUUCUGGGUACAUUUGAUCUGACUGGAAUUCCUCCUGCUCCUCGUGGGGUCCCACGGAUUGAAGUCACCUUUGAGAUGGAUGUGAAUGGUAUUCUUCGAGUGACAGCUGAAGACAAGGGUACAAGGAACAAAAAUAAGAUCACAAUUACCAAUGACCAGAAUCACCUGACACCUGAAGAAAUCGAAAGGAUGGUUAAUGAUGCUCAAGGAGCACUGAUACUAGAAAAAAAAAAGCUCAAGGAGUCCACUGAUACUAGAAAUGAGUUGGAAAGCUAUGCCUAUUCUCUAAAGAAUCAGAUUGGAGAUAAAGAAAAGCUGGGAGGUAAACUUUCCUCUGAAGAUAAGAAGACCAUGGAAAAAGCUAUAGAAGAAAAGACUGAAUGGCUGGAAAGCCACCAAGAUGCUGACACUGAAGACUUCAAAGCUAAGAAGAAACUGGAAGAAAUUGUUCAACUAAUUAUCAGCAAACUCUAUGGAAACGCAGGCCCUCCUCCAACUGGGGAAGAGGAUACAGCAGAAAAAGAUGAGUUGUAGACACUGAUCUGCUAGUGCUGUAAUAUAGUAAAUACUGGA
Pongo pygmaeus (Bornean orangutan) is the source of this 1992-nucleotide messenger RNA. Its product is annotated as endoplasmic reticulum chaperone BiP-like. Gene Ontology annotation, molecular function: ATP-dependent protein folding chaperone; ATP binding. Lineage: Eukaryota; Metazoa; Chordata; Mammalia; Primates; Hominidae. The record is from RefSeq and is a predicted model, not a curated record.